Molecule: messenger RNA, 1140 nt
Organism: Penicillium griseofulvum
Lineage: Eukaryota; Fungi; Ascomycota; Eurotiomycetes; Eurotiales; Aspergillaceae
Exons: 6
Coding region: 1-1140 (379 amino acids)
Source: RefSeq, a predicted model, not a curated record
AUGUCCCACUUUGACAAGGUCGACCCCUGCUUCUUCAAUGACAUUAUUGUUUUGACAGGCCAUGCCAUAACAAUGGAUUCCAGCUAUGCGCAUGAGAGUACUCAGCCCAAACAGCGCAUCACAACGAUUGUCUUCGCCGUGUUGGCCAUUUUCUUUUUCACACUAAGAAUAAUCGCUCGGCGCUUGAAGCAAGUUCACCUAGGACCGGAUGACUGGACUCUGGUUGCGGGAUUGAUCUUUACGUUGACUAUUGCGGGAGUCAACCUCGCCUGUGUUGAAUAUGGCAUGGGCACGCACACGUCUAUCAUCCACCCUGUCAAUCUAUCAGUGGUUUUCAAGUUGAUCUACACCUUUGAACCACUCUAUAUUACAACAGCCGGCACCAUCAAAUUCGCCGUACUGCUCAUGUACUAUCGCAUUUUCCCCGUCCGCUUCAUCAAAAUCGGCGGUUCUAUUCUUGGCGCAAUUACUCUCGCUUGGGUGAUAGCCAUGGACUUCCUAGCCAUAUUCCAAUGCUGGCCAAUUGCCAAGGGAUUCAAUCCCAUGCUGCCUGGUAAUUGCAUCGUUCUCAAAGGCGCACUGAUCGGGAACGGGGUACCAAACUUUGUGGUGGACAUGUGUAUUUUGGCUUUGCCAGUGAAACUCAUCUGGGGGUUACAGGCGAGUCUAUGGAAUCGAGUAUCAAUCAUCUGCGUGUUUUUGACGGGAAGUUUCGUCGUGGUUGCGAGUAUCUAUCGCUUCAGCCUCAUUUUCAUCUUUGAUAUUAACGAUGUGGCUUGGACCCUCGCCGAUGCGCAAACCUGGUGUGUCGUCGAGAGCGCUGCAGGUGUUAUUUCCGCCUGCCUACCUACUCUCGCACCUGUUAUCAAACUUUUCACGAAAGGAUUGGCCUCUACCGCUCGUUCGCUCUCAAAAUCGAAUCUAACGCAGUCUGGAACUGGAGUUAUUUCACAUGUUGAUGCUGGAGAGGCAGGGUUGAUUGGUGGAGAUCACAAGGUUACGGUCACAGCUGGUGAAGCGCCUCGUCAUAGUGGGAACUAUUCGCUGGCAGAUAUGAGCCCUAACAAUCGGGGGAGCUCGCAUCUAAAAGCCAAGGGCUGGACGAUGAUAAGCGCAGAAACUGAUAGGGAUUCAAAGUAA